Molecule: messenger RNA, 1060 nt
Organism: Aspergillus japonicus CBS 114.51
Lineage: Eukaryota; Fungi; Ascomycota; Eurotiomycetes; Eurotiales; Aspergillaceae
Product: enoyl-CoA hydratase/isomerase family protein
Exons: 3
Coding region: 52-903 (283 amino acids)
Cellular component (GO): mitochondrion
Molecular function (GO): delta(3,5)-delta(2,4)-dienoyl-CoA isomerase activity
Source: RefSeq, a predicted model, not a curated record
CAUCAAUCCUACAUCCACCUUCCAUCACCACACCCUCACCACCUCGUCACCAUGGCAUCGCAACCCUACACCUACGAACACUUCAACAUCACCUUCCCGCCAGACCACGAAUAUGUCGCCCACGUGGAAAUCAACCGUCCUUCCAAGCUAAAUGCCUUCAUCGAAGCAAUGUGGCUCGAACUCUCGCAAAUCUUCACGCGCCUCUCCACCGACCCCACCGUCCGCGCCAUCGUCCUAAGCGGCGCCGGCCCCAAAGCCUUCACCGCGGGACUAGACGUGCACGCCGCGGCGGAAGGCACGCUCUCAGCCGACUCAGCACAGAUCGACCCCGCGCGCAAAGCGACGCACCUCCGACGCCACAUCCACGACUUCCAGCACUGCAUCUCGGCCGUCGAGAAAUGCGAGAAACCCGUGCUCGUGGCGAUGCACGGCUUCGCGCUGGGGCUGGCCAUCGACCUCAGCGUCGCGGCGGACGUGCGCGUGUGCACGGAGGACGUGCGGUUCGCCGUCAAGGAGGUGGACAUCGGGCUCGCGGCGGAUAUCGGGACGCUGAGUCGCUUGCCCAAGGUGGUGGGGUCGUUUGGGUGGGUGAAGGAGGUGAGUUUGACGGCUAGGGAGUUUGGGGCCGCUGAGGCGCUGCGCGUUGGGUUUGUGACGCACGUGUACAAGGAUAAGGGGGCGGCGGUGGCGGGGGCGUUGGGGUUGGCGAGUCGCAUGGCGGGCAAGAGUCCGGUUGCCGUGCAGGGGACGAAGGAGUUGUUGAAUUGGUCGAGGGAUCGGAGGGUUGAGGAUGGGCUGCGGUAUACGGCCGUCUGGAAUAGUGCGGCGCUGCAGACUAAGGAUGUUGAGGCGGCGCUGUUGUCGGGGAUUCAGAAGCGGAAGCCGACUUUUGAGAAGUUGUAGCUUGUCGUUUCUGGGAUGGGGUGCGUUAGUAGGGGUGUAUGUUAGAUUCUGUACUGCUGGCCUAGUACAUCUUUAGAGGCUGAUCGUAUGAGAUUUGCUUUCCGCAAUGAAAGUAUUGCCGAGAAUAACUGUCGGGUGCGAAAGCGCUCUGGAUGGU